Messenger RNA from Bombina bombina (fire-bellied toad), 1563 nucleotides. RefSeq names its product nuclear factor, erythroid 2 (gene NFE2). NCBI's taxonomy places the organism in Eukaryota, Metazoa, Chordata, Amphibia, Anura, Bombinatoridae. The record is from RefSeq and is a predicted model, not a curated record. The coding region runs from base 198 to 1367 and encodes 389 amino acids. The transcript is spliced from 3 exons. Gene Ontology annotation, molecular function: DNA-binding transcription factor activity, RNA polymerase II-specific; RNA polymerase II cis-regulatory region sequence-specific DNA binding. Gene Ontology annotation, biological process: regulation of transcription by RNA polymerase II. Gene Ontology annotation, cellular component: nucleus.
UGCUAAUUGGAGGCUUAGCGCAGCGAAUCUCAGGGACUGCACUUCAGGCCAUGGGAUCCACAGCGCUAAGCCUCAUAUUAGCUUUGUGAAAGAAGAGUCGGGAUCAGCAUGGCUCUCCUGCACGCUAAAGGUCAUAUAGAUCUAAAGAAUUUGGGAUCAUUGUGGUCCAAAACCUGGGAGCGUGAAACAACAGGAUCAUGCCCCCAUGCCUUUCACCUGGAAUCAAUACUUAUAAUACACUGGUGCCCACCUUAAAGGGAGAACAGUUUGUCCAAGGGGACAUGGAUCUCACAUGGCAAGAAAUUCUUUCUAUCAAUGAACUUCAGGAUCUCGAUGUUCAUUGUGAUUCUACAUACAACAGUAAUGGCUAUGGAACUGUGGCUCCCAUACUGAUGUCAGGUUAUGGAAGUGGUAAUGUCCCAGAAGGCAUGACACAAAUGCAAAAUCAGAAUAUUCCUUUGUAUGAACGAUCUUACUCAAACCCAAUACAUACUCAACCACAGAAAAUGAACACAGCUUCAUCAUAUGGCCCUACUGCUUACACAGGUAUGCUUAUUUCAUCAAGCAUGAAUCAAAUGGCAACCAUAAACAAUUCUGCACUUAAAACUGUACAUUGGGGUGGAUUACCAAGUAUAUCUUUAAUUGACCAUUUAAAUGUGCCUAAUAUGGGAAAAUCUAAUGUUAACCCUCACAAGAAUCAAGAAGAUUUUGAAUCAGACUCUGGCUUGUCUUUGAAUUUUAGUGAUGGUGAAUCUAUGGAGAUGGAAAAUAUUGAAUCACAGAGACUGCACUCAGAGUAUAUACAAAUGCUCCCCCCUUUGGCAUACCAAGGCCAGUAUUUGACAUCUACUACAGAACCUGUUACAGGCCACGACCUCACUAAUGCAUAUGUUACUUCUGAAACUCCAGACUUGUUAUGCAAUAGGGAUGAAAGAAGGGCAGCUGCUAUGAAUAUUCCCUUUCCCAUAGAAAGAAUUGUAAAUCUACCUGUAGAGGAUUUUAAUGAGCUCCUCACUAGUUACUCAUUGACUGAAGCACAGCUAGGACUGGUCAGAGAUAUCCGCAGGAGAGGUAAAAACAAAGUGGCUGCACAAAAUUGCCGCAAACGUAAGAUGGAAACCAUUACCAGCUUGGAAAGGGAGAUAGGACACUUACAGAUAGAACGUGAAGUUCUAAGGAAAGAACAAGCGGAGGUCCAAAGGUUGAUGGGAGAUCUGAAGAGAGAUAUGAGAUUACUCCAGGAAGAGGUGUCCAUCAUCUUACAGGAUCAAGGAACACACCAGUAUCAGUCUGAUGACGUUUUGCUUAAACAAACAGAUAAUGGAUUUUUUGACUUGCAAACCAAAGAGUUAGAGCACCUUAACUGACUACUUACUCCAUGCAGAUGAAUCCUAAUUAUGUUCCAGUAAAAUAUGCAUUCUCUGAAUACAAGUCCAAUGCUACAUGACAGUACAAGCUUCUUCAGCUUUAUCAGAUAUUAGAUGCACUAAGUGGACUUAUAUAUGACAAAUAUAUCUGUAAAUAAAUAUGAUUUCCAUUCUAAUAAACAAACACGUUGAUUUA